Messenger RNA from Drosophila ficusphila, 1160 nucleotides. RefSeq lists its product as uncharacterized. Gene Ontology annotation, cellular component: membrane. NCBI's taxonomy places the organism in Eukaryota, Metazoa, Arthropoda, Insecta, Diptera, Drosophilidae. The record is from RefSeq and is a predicted model, not a curated record. The transcript has a single exon. The coding region runs from base 111 to 875 and encodes 254 amino acids.
UCAGAGCAACAGCUGCCCGAGCUCGCUCCACUUCAAAGCAAACAAAUAGCGACUCGAGUUUUCCGCCGUUCCGUUUGCCGCUUUCAUCCACCGGAACCUUCGCCGGAGAGAUGACUAAUCCGUGCCGCUGGUGUCGCGUGUCGCACGACUGCGUGCUGCAGAUAAACGUGGUGCUGGUCGUGGUGGGGCUGAUCUUCCUGCUGGACGUGUUCAGCCACCUCUACCUGAAGACGGCCAUGUUCCCUGGCCUACGUCUCUACCCAGUGGCCCUGCGUGCCUGGCUUUUCUGGGUGCGCGGACUGACCUUGGUGGCCUACGUAAUAAAUGCGAUCCUCGGGGUGCGCAUGGCCCGGCGGCCGAGUAUCAUCAAGUUCGCCGGAUACAUGCUAAUCGGCUGCGUGGUGCUUCUGUACACGGCCAGCAUCGCGGUCACGCGCUUCCUGUACCGCCGCAGGUUUGAGUUCUUUGUCCAGAUGAUGGUUCUCCAGAUGUGGCUGAGGGAGAGUCUGGGCAAGGUCGAGCUGGAGUUCGCGUGCUGCGGCAAGACCGGCGUGGCGGACUACCAAACCGCCUCUAGCAACCGCUCGUGGGCCAGUGGCUCCUGCUGCGAGAGGCCGGGAUGCCCCGGAUGCACCGCGAAGCUCACCGAGUACCUGUGGACUGUCGAGAUGGACGUGGCGCGGGACAACAUCGUCGUGUCCCUGCUCCUACUUGUGGGCCUGGUCGUUAUGGUAUCGCACUUCAAGGACGGCCAGUUUGAGGAGGACGACUACGACUCGGACGAUUCUGAGGAGGGCUCAGAGCAGGGCGGAGACCACUUGGGCGCGAAGCCAACAGGCCCAUCCCACUCGGUCGGGACGGCGAUUAGGGACUAAAUUAACGACCUCCGCCCGCUCUGGUCAAUUGAACUUUAAUGCAACAUUGAUAGCCAACGCCUAUGGCCAGAACGUUUGUAUGCUCGCUUGUUGCGGCUCAUUAAUUUGAAAGCCAGCGGGGCGCCCACACGAUUCCCACACCAAGGCCAGCUUCCGUUAAUGCCGCACUUAAUUAGCCCUCGAAACAAAACGCCACAAAUACAUUUUAAUGGCUCCGAUUUGAGCCCUAACAAGGAAUUGUUGUAUGGUUUUAUGGAUUUAUAAAGAUUUAUUUUCUUCAUGGGA